Odobenus rosmarus divergens (Pacific walrus) is the source of this 1785-nucleotide messenger RNA. It is a transcript of the gene LMO2, whose product is annotated as LIM domain only 2 (rhombotin-like 1). The coding region runs from base 350 to 1018 and encodes 222 amino acids. Gene Ontology annotation, biological process: positive regulation of transcription by RNA polymerase II. NCBI's taxonomy places the organism in Eukaryota, Metazoa, Chordata, Mammalia, Carnivora, Odobenidae. Gene Ontology annotation, molecular function: transcription coactivator activity; DNA-binding transcription factor binding. The transcript is spliced from 5 exons. Gene Ontology annotation, cellular component: nucleus. The record is from RefSeq and is a predicted model, not a curated record.
UAACAACAGUCCUGAGAAGGAGAUAUUUUGCAACCGGGACUUGAAGUAACUGGUGGAGAGGCAGGAAAAAGGAAAUGAAACCAGAGACAGAGGGAAGCUGAGCGAAAAUAGACCUUCCCGAGAGAGGAGGGAGCCCGGGGAGAGAGGCGCGGUCCCCUCCCCGCCCCCAGGCCGCCGCCCCCUCCCUGCCCUCGGCGGCGAGCUGCGCGCCGCGACCCGGGUCGAAGGUGCGAGGGACUCGGGGCGGCCGGGCGGGCGCGCACGGUCCCCGCGGGCUGCGCGGAGCCGGUGACAGCGCGCGAGCCGAGCUGGACCUGGCGGCGGCGGCGGCGGCGGCGGCGGGACCGGGAUGGAAGGGAGCGCGGUGACUGUCCUUGAGCGCGGAGGGGCGAGCUCGCCGCCGGAGCGCCGGAGCAAGAGGAGGCGCAGGAGCGGCGGCGGCGGCGCCCGAGCACCCGAGGGGGUCCGAGCCCCAGCAGCCGGCCAGCCCCGCGCCACAAAGGGAGCGCCCCCGCCGCCUGGCACGCCACCUCCCUCCCCAAUGUCCUCGGCCAUCGAGAGGAAGAGCCUGGACCCGUCUGAGGAGCCAGUGGAUGAGGUGCUGCAGAUCCCCCCGUCCCUGCUGACAUGCGGCGGCUGCCAGCAGAACAUUGGGGACCGCUACUUCCUGAAGGCCAUCGACCAGUACUGGCACGAGGACUGCCUCAGCUGUGACCUCUGCGGGUGCCGGCUGGGCGAGGUGGGGCGGCGCCUCUACUACAAGCUGGGCCGGAAGCUCUGCCGGAGGGACUAUCUCAGGCUUUUUGGCCAAGAUGGUCUCUGCGCAUCCUGUGACAAGCGGAUCCGUGCCUACGAGAUGACAAUGCGGGUGAAAGACAAAGUGUAUCACCUGGAAUGUUUCAAAUGCGCCGCCUGUCAGAAGCAUUUCUGUGUGGGCGACAGAUACCUCCUCAUCAACUCCGACAUAGUGUGCGAACAGGACAUCUACGAGUGGACUAAGAUCAAUGGAAUGAUCUAGGCCAGAGGCCCCCAGUAUCUCUGGGGGAGCGUGUCUCACUGAAGUCACUGUCUCCAUGGGGUCUUCACUCUUGGGCACUCUGGGGAUUUGAGGGUAGGAUGAGGCAUUUCCUAGGGGAUGGUGGACCCUCCCUGGGCACCAAGACACAACAUCCAAGUGACAUAAUACAAGGGACAAGACUUAAAUCUGACAAAAUGAGCAAUCUUUAGGGAGAACUUAUGGACAAUGGCCACAGUCUAGCCAUAGUUACUGACACAAUUAGUGAAGGAAAGGAGUGUUGGGGGGCAGGUGGGCACGUGCCAUCAUCCUAGAACUUCACAUCUACAGAGAGGGACUUGUGUAAAGACCCGUUAAGACUUUGACCUUUGAAAACUAGAGAUGUGGCAAUUGAUUUCUUUUCUUCCUGGCUUUUAUGACAACCCUGCUCCAAUCACUGUCCUCCACACAAGGGAAGGACAGAGAGGAGAGUGGCCAUCCUUUUUCUUUGGCCACCUUCCCAAGGUCUUCAGCUUUGGACCCAAGGGAAACUGCAUGGAGACACAUUUCAGUUGAGAAUGGAAAGGGCAACUUUUAACCAAACGAUUAUUUAAAGCAAUGCUAAUGAAUCACUGUUUUUAGACACCCUGUGAGGAGUUCCACAGAUUGUUUCUAUACAAAUGUAAAUCUAAAAGCAGAAGUUGUUCAACUAUUUUAUUAUCUUAGAUUAUAUCAAAGUAUUUGUUGUGUGUAGUUAAAAAAAACUCUGCGGACAAUAAAAAUGACAGACU